Molecule: messenger RNA, 1694 nt
Organism: Daktulosphaira vitifoliae (grape phylloxera)
Lineage: Eukaryota; Metazoa; Arthropoda; Insecta; Hemiptera; Phylloxeridae
Gene: Hnf4
Product: transcription factor HNF-4 homolog
Exons: 9
Coding region: 227-1468 (413 amino acids)
Biological process (GO): anatomical structure development; regulation of transcription by RNA polymerase II; cell differentiation
Cellular component (GO): nucleus
Molecular function (GO): nuclear steroid receptor activity; zinc ion binding; nuclear receptor activity
Source: RefSeq, a predicted model, not a curated record
UUUGAAUUAAAUUUAACAUUUUUCAUCACAUAAUUAUUUCUGUACAUUCUGUGGCUCGGUACAGAAGACUUUGAGGUUACGCGAGUGAAUGUGUUUUCUAAUGAAUACAGUAAAAUACUUGAUUUUUUAUUUCUAAAUAUAUUGAACAAAUGUUCAAGACCUAGUUGUUAAUUGUUCUUCUAUUCUACUAUUUAACUUAAAAUUCUACCUGGUUGCAAUUUUGAAAAUGUUUAUAAACGAUUUUCCAUUCAUGGAGUCCAUGCCAACAAACAACAAUUUUGUACUUAAAUCCGAACCAUUUGCAGAAGGAGCCACCUACAAUGGAAAUGUAUGGAUAUCAGCAGAAACGGAUCUUAACGGAAUGCCAGUACACCGAGAUCCGCCAUACUUGCAGACAAUUGAUACACAACAAGUGCAUUCUCCUCCUAUGCCUGGCCAAAAUCAAGCUUGCUCAAUUUGUGGUGAUCGAGCAACAGGUAAACAUUAUGGGGCUGCCUCAUGUGAUGGUUGUAAAGGAUUCUUCAGGAGAAGUGUUCGAAAAAGUCAUUUUUAUUCGUGCAGAUUUUCAAGAAAUUGUAUCGUAAACAAAGAUAAGCGCAACCAAUGCCGUUAUUGUCGAUUACGAAAAUGUUUCAAAGCCGGCAUGCGGAAAGAAGCUGUUCAAAAUGAACGCGAUCGCAUAAAUUGCCGAAGGCCGAGUUAUGAGGAACAGCCAAGUGCUAAUGGUUUAUCAGUUACAUCUCUAUUAAAUGCAGAAAUACUAUCCAGAAGCGAAUCAGAUGCAGCCGAUGAUAAUAAUUUAGCUAACAAACAUGUGGCAAAUAUUGGGGAUGUGUGUGAAUCUAUGAAAACUCAAUUGCUCUUCCUAGUUGAUUGGGCAAAACGCAUACCUGCAUUCACAGAAUUACAAUUGAAUGACCAGGUUUCAUUAUUACGCGCUCACGCAGGCGAGCAUUUGUUAUUAGGUUUAGCAAAGAGAUCUCUAAUGCUUAAAGAUGUGCUACUAUUAGGAAAUAACAGAGUUAUAGCACGUCAUGUUCCUGAUAAUGGAAUUCCAUCAGAUUUAGACAUAAGCAGAGUUGGUACACGUGUUUUAGAUGAACUUGUAAAACCAUUAAAUGAUGUUCAAAUUGAUGAUACUGAGUUUGCAUGUCUUAAAGCGAUUGUAUUUUUUGAUCCAAAUGCCAAAGACUUACUCGAACCAGAUCGUAUUCGACGUAUGCGCAAGCAAAUUCACAGGAACCUAGAAGACUACAUAAGUGAUAGACAAUAUGAAACUUGUGGUCGUUUUGCUGAACUUUUAUUAACUUUGCCAGCACUACAAUCUAUAACAUGGCAAAUGAUUGAGCAAAUUCAAUUUGCAAAACUUUUUGGAAUGGCACAUAUUGAACCAUUGUUACAAGAAAUGCUACUAGGAGGAGCUCCAAUUGAUACUGAAACAAAUCAAGACAACAAUAAUGUACCAUGAAUAAUUAUUUUAGAAUAUGAUAACUUUAUUCAGGAUGUAGCUUUUACUAUCCAUUAUUCUAAAUUGUAUUAGUGUAGUCUAUUAAUUUCUUUAUAUACUUAAUAUGUUAUGUAAAUUAUGUUGUACUAAUAGUUAUAAUAAAUAGUCUAAAAAACUUAAUUUAUUAAAAUAUUCAUCAAUUAUUUAAAAUGUUGUAUAAACUAAUAAUAAGUUUAAUUUUUUAAAU